Molecule: messenger RNA, 498 nt
Organism: Spodoptera littoralis (African cotton leafworm)
Lineage: Eukaryota; Metazoa; Arthropoda; Insecta; Lepidoptera; Noctuidae
Source: the annotation of a GenBank genome assembly
AUGGAUGUAUACGGGGAGAUUUUUAUUCUCGAGAAGAUACCACAGGCGGCGCCACGUUUGGACUACUUGAAUAUACGAUGCGGGGCGAGACUCAUUGCUAUACUUGGAAUUUUGUUCGGCGUCACAAUAUCAACAAUGUUACUAAUAAAGGACAGAAAAAACUUGACGCCAUCCACGUUGAUAUUAGUCGUGUUCCUGUCAAUAUUUGUUAUCGUCACAAUCAUGUUUGUCUUGACUUCUGUCCUGCUAUUAAUGGCCGCCCUAGAUGAGAAUCCCGACCUAAUGUCCUAUUACAUUUGGUUGAGUAUUGUGUACCUCUGUAUACAAUUAGUGCUUGCUAUCAUAAUACCACUGCUGUUGAUAGUCGAGGGUCGGUAUCCACCAGUUAUUGCACUUAUAUGGAUGGUCAUCGUCAUGAUUGUGGGUCUAGGGUGGACGCAUUUUAUAUCUGUGGUCAGCUCAUACAGAUUGAGUCUUCUAAGUUCAAGUCAAUUUUAA